Spathaspora passalidarum NRRL Y-27907 is the source of this 1827-nucleotide messenger RNA. RefSeq lists its product as uncharacterized. NCBI's taxonomy places the organism in Eukaryota, Fungi, Ascomycota, Pichiomycetes, Serinales, Debaryomycetaceae. Bases 165 to 1481 code for a protein of 438 amino acids. The record is from RefSeq and is a predicted model, not a curated record. The transcript has a single exon.
CCCGAUAUUAUUAUAUAUAUAAGCCAACUGUGUCAUUUUGAUUUAUUUUCUUAUAUACUAAUACCAUUUUACACUACCACUACUACUACUACUACUACUACUACUACGCAUUAUAGAAAUAAUCUUUAUUAGAAAAGUUUACAUUAUAGAUUGAUAGCAACAAUAUGUUAUAUCCGAUAUUCUGGUUGAUAACACUAGGAACUUGUAUUCCGUUGUCAUCCUUCAACGUUCAAGAAACAACAAACUACAUCUUGAAUGCAAUAAAUGAUCCUCAGAAGGAAAUACAGAUUGAGAAUAUCUUGAAGAACCCCCUUGUUUAUAAGGAUUACCCUCCUAUAGUGAGUCUUCCCAAGAAGGAUCAACGCACUUUAAAAGAUGGAGAAAUUCCUGAUUACGUACUAAAGUAUUCUCCCUUGGUACACUUGUAUAGCGAGGAAAGAUAUCUUCCUUAUGAUAUCCAAAAGUUUGUCACGAACUUUCAUGUUACUUAUAAAAACGGCACUAUAAUACCAGGAACCGAAGAAGAUAUGACCUUGGAAAAGUUAUCCAAGUUGCCUAAACAUUCGGAAAUCUUUUUGACUUCGAAUAGCGACUUUGAUAAGAAUCCAGAAUGGAUCACCGGUUUCAAGAAUAAGCCUAAUUUGAUUAACGGUGAAAUUAAAGAUGCCCCUGCGGUAUUAAUCACCGUGGAUAAAGGUAACGGAUGGGUUGAUUCUUACUGGUUUUACUUUUAUUCAUUCAACUUGGGCCCAUUUGUUAUGGGUCAAGGACCUUAUGGGAACCAUGUUGGUGAUUGGGAACAUUCUCUUGUGAGAUUUUACAAGGGAGAACCAAUUAUUGUUUGGAUGUCAGCACACGGAGGAGGAGGAGCAUUCUAUUAUAAGAAUUUAGAAAAGUAUUCUCUUGAUGAAAAACAUCCGAUUAUAUUCAGUGCUAGAGGUACACAUGCUAACUACCCUAGUGUAGGACAAUACCCUCAUGAUUUACCCUAUGGAAUCCUUUCUGACUUUACUGACCGUGGUCCAUUAUGGAACCCAAGUAAGAAUUAUUUAGGAUACACUUACGACGGUAAACAUGUGUUUCCUACUACAAACCAUCUGAACCCUAAACAAGCCGGAAGAGAAUGGCAGUAUGGUAAUUGGUUAUCGUACACGGGUCAUUGGGGAGAUCAACAGUUACCCGAUGAUGAUCCUCGACAAGUGUAUUCAUUUAUCGGGGGAUACAAGUAUAUUGAUGGGCCAAUGGGACCAUUGAUGAAGAAUUUAUUAAGAUUGAAGCCAUGUGAACGAGCCAAAUGGUGGAAUUUCUGGUCUGGGUGCAAUGUCAGACAAAAUAUCAAAUGGGGAGUUGGAAUUGAAAGCGAGGGUUAUAAUUGUGGGAAUUUAUUUAUUAACGUACGACCAACAUGGUUAAAGAGUGGUUUGCAGCGAGUCACCUGGGGUGGAGGAUUUUGUUAUAUUAUCGACUUGAUUUACGGGUGAGAUGAAGAUUUAUUUAUGUUUUCAAGUUUACUUCUAUUAAUAAUUUAAUUUAAUAUCAACCUUUUUGAAUUAUACGUAAGAUGACAGUAAAAGACUUGUGGCUGCGUGAGCGCCGUUGAGAGUAUGACACUUCCGAUUGGAUGAUUAGUGGUAUCUUAGUAGAGGGAGGGGGCGGCAGAGGCCAAGUUGGAGAUAAUGUAAACAUGCAAUCUAUCUGAGACAAUCUCUAGUUGCAAAUUGCGAUGGACAAAAAGAAAUUUAAAUUAUCCCGAGUCAUAUAAAAUAUAAGGAAAUAAAAACAAACUUAUGAAUCCAGAAACCUUCCCUCGAAGAUCAGGAGAGAAGU